GACUCGGUGAGCUGAGUUUGCUUCAGACACCACCUUGUUGCAGUUGCCGCUCUUAGACUUACAGCGGUAAUAAACCAUCUAUUUGUGGGGCUAAAACAAUAGGAUUUUACCGAUGGAGGCCUUUUAAUAACUUUUCUGACCGCAAGGUGGCCUGAAGUGAAUCAACCAACAUGAGCUGGGGGGCGUUGUAUGCCCAGCUGGGUGGCGUGAACAAGCACUCCACCAGCCUUGGCAAGAUCUGGCUGUCCGUCCUCUUCAUCUUCCGCAUCACCAUCCUAGUACUGGCUGCCGAGAGCGUCUGGGGCGACGAGCAGUCCGACUUCACCUGCAACACACAGCAGCCCGGCUGCAAGAACGUCUGCUAUGACCACUUCUUCCCGGUCUCGCACAUCCGCCUCUGGUGUCUGCAGCUCAUCUUCGUGUCCACUCCGGCGUUCCUGGUGACCAUGCACGUGGCCUACCGCAAGCGAGGGGCCAAGAAGGACCUCAUCGCCACGCGAGGAGAUAAGCCUAACGAAGACGACCUCGAGAGUCUCAAGAAGCGGCGGCUGCCCAUCACUGGCCCCUUGUGGUGGACGUACACCUGCAGCCUGUUCUUCCGUCUGAUUUUCGAGGGCGGCUUCAUGUACGCCCUCUACUACGUCUACGGCGGCUUCCACAUGCCCAGGCUGGUCAAGUGUGAGCAGUGGCCUUGCCCCAAUAAGGUGGACUGCUUCAUGUCCCGCCCCACGGAGAAGACGGUGUUCACCAUCUUCAUGGUGGGCUCCUCGGCCAUCUGUAUGAUUCUUAAUCUCGCUGAGUUGGCCUACCUGAUCGCCAAGGCCCUGAUACGAUGCUCGGCGCGGAUGCAGAGGAAGAAGCACGCCUACACUCACCCAGAAAAUGCAACCAAGGACAAGGCUUACUUGCAGAACAAAAAGAAUGAGAUGUUACUGUCGUCCUCUACGGACUCCAGCACUGGCAAGGCGGUGUGAAGCCCUAGCAAUGUGGCGUCUGCCCCCCACCCGCCCAAAGCAGAGGCCACAGAAGAUUACAUGUUACGUUACGUGUUCAGUAUUCUAACAGAUUUUAAAGUUUUUCUUUUUUAGUCAUUGUUUUUUUUCUCCCAUUGGCAUUUUAAUUUUAGAAGUGCCAUAUUUGGGAAGACAUGAAGGUUUAAUCAACUUUGUUACUUUUAGCUUCAUCUUCUGUGUAGAUGGAGUGCAUACUUAGACAAGCAGUGAAUGUCAUAAUGUGGUUUACAUGAAUGAAAUGAAGGUCAUUUAUAUACCCCUUAACUGUCACAUGAAUUUAAUGCAAGCAUGUGAGAUGGAGCAGCAAUGACAUCUAGUGGUAAAUGUCAGCCAUAAUCAUUUCACAACUGUUGAGCAUUAUUUUUGUUGAAGGUAUAUAAUAAUGCCAACUUACUUGAGACACUGAGGUUGUUAAAGAAAACAAAACAUAGCUUCUUUCCAUCAUGUGUGUCAUCCACUGAAAUGCUUACAGAAACAGUCUGUGCCUUAGUGUUUGCAACCCCACUUCAGUCAAGGGCUGUACUUCAAGUAAUUUUGAAGUCAUUCAAGAGUUUUAACGUUUAUUUGAGAUGUGCUCCAUUCAUUUUUUCAGUUUUUCAAGAUAUUUUUCAAAUCAAGAUAUUCUUCGAAGACUUUGCCAGUUGUGUCAUUUUUUAAACUAACUCCAAAGAAGUAUUUAGUUUCUUUAAUAAACUAAAAACGUGGCAUUAGUGCUUGUGUUAAGUCCAGUUCCUAUGUGCCAUGUAGCCUUAAACUAAUGAGGACUGUGACAUCUCCACUUCCAGCUUUUAUUGUAGAGGAAGGGGGGGGGGGGGCAUUCCAAAAUAAAUAAAAGUUAUAACAUCAGGUGAAACUGGCUACACCUUAGGGCUGUAACAAACUAACUUGAAAGUAAUUCCUGUGAAUCACACCAUUUUCAAUAACUCCACAUAGCCCGUCUAGUCAUAUGGCAUCAAGUGAAAUGUCAAAGGCACGUCAUCUGUGUGUUUAGGUACGCCUGCCUCCUGUCACCUGCCACGCUCAAUCCAUUCUAGCCAAUAGAGUUGGGCAAGGCUACUUGUUACCAGUUGCCCUGUUAGUCGGGCCACGGCAAAUGCAACAAUUACAACAUGUCGCCUUAAGAAAGGUAUAGGCUACCCCGAGCACCCAGCUCAGCCAGCAGCGGAUCACUUUUCAGGCCGUUUAUUUUAGCCGCACUGCACUUACACUGUACGCUACACGUGUUUCUUUGAGCGCUUAUCACUAAUGUCAAUAGGCCAUGGAAAUACAUGACUGGAAAUAACGCUGCAGUAGCCUACCUAUGCUCAAUGAAAUGGAUUUCUUUUCCGCCACCCAAAGUUUUAACUGGGAGGCCUGUUGUGGGAUGCGAUUAUCUGAUCACGUAAGAUAUCACCUGUCUUCAUCUGUUAAGAGCAAUUGCUUGCUCGUUUUACAAUCUGUUUAUCUUCCACUCCAGAAUGUCACUUUAAUGUUUUAUUUCAUUUUAUUUUUUUACAUGAUUAUCCACUUUGUGCAGCAAAAAAGCAGGCCCACAUUGGGUUCACACGAUGGGUCUGUCAUUCAUGUCGACAUAAAAAACGAAAAUAAAAUCUCUUCAAAUUAUAAAAGGAGAUUAGCCUAUAUUGGUUGACUUGUAUCCAUGGAGGCUAGUUAACUAUGUAUGACUGUUAGUUGCACUUUUCAUUCAUCUGCCUUUUACUCUGCCAUAGAAUCAUCUCUAUAAUUAAAUGAGAAAGAAGCACAA
Molecule: messenger RNA, 2757 nt
Organism: Alosa alosa (allis shad)
Lineage: Eukaryota; Metazoa; Chordata; Actinopteri; Clupeiformes; Clupeidae
Gene: gjb8
Product: gap junction protein beta 8
Exons: 2
Coding region: 171-974 (267 amino acids)
Biological process (GO): cell communication
Cellular component (GO): connexin complex
Source: RefSeq, a predicted model, not a curated record